GCCAUAACAGUCAGGUAUCGAUAUACACGAGUACUAGGAAGAUCCGAAUUUUAUUGAAUUUCGACGAAACCGAGGAAUAUUUUCGAUUUAUGACCUCGCUAUAUCCUUUCCACGAAGAGUACCUACUCUGCAUCGUCUAUCAUCCGGGUGCGUCGUACACCGCCUUGUCAUACAAGUUGCCUUUCGCCCCUGUGCGUUUAGAGUACGAAAACAUUGCUAGACAUUAGACAGGAGCAUAGCGAGGAAUUGGACCGGUUUGCUUAUCAGCACCGGGUUCGGAAGAAGCCGGGCAAAGAAGGCGGGCCAAACGACAAAGAAAAGGAAGUGGAAGAAGAAGUCGAACGGGAAAGACAAAGGAAAAGAGGAGAAAGAGAAGAAGGAGAAAAAGAGGCUGCGGAGAUGAGAGCGAUCGCGGAUGAUCCAGAAAUGGCCAGAGUGUACGUCGAGUGGUUAAAGAAUCGUAGCAAGCGCGCAGCAACUGCUACCGCUCUGAAAUCGAAGAUGCAGAAAGCGCUGCUCUCGGAAUUGUGGGAGAGAGUGGCGGAGAAACAGGAAAGAACGUUCGACGAAGAAAUCGCGAAGCGAGUGUUGGACCAGUCGAGAUACGAGAAACAGAUCGUGACGAAAUUGUGCGAGGUCCGCGAGCAGAAGAAUAUAAUGGCCGAAAAUCAGAAGGUCGUCGAGGACAUAACCGUAGAAGCAAAGGAGGUGGAGCAUCGCGCGAGCUACGAAAGAGCUCAGGAUCUGGUGAGCAAGCGACAGAAAGACAUUGAAAUCGAAUGCCGAAGAAUAUGCGAAUUGCGCCAACGGCUUUUGAUGGAAAAGAUACGAAAGAUACGGGAGAAGCACUGGCGAUUUUGCCGAGACAUCGUCGACGACUUGGCGAGCAUCGCGUUGAACGUGGGUGACCACCGACGAGUGAACGACGGUUGCGUACCGCUCGUUCUUCUCAGCGAAUGGAAGAUGCUGUUUCUCAAGUCGCAGCCCAUCUUCGACGAAGAAGUACCUUACAAUGGAAAACACAAACAACCCUCGGAGCAGGAGCUCGAAAUGUUGCUGAAAUCGGAUAUGUGGAUGGAGGUUGACAAGAUGGAUUUGCUGCGAGAUGCUCUGUUCGACAAUUAUUUGGAAACGAACCCACCUUGGAACGAGUCGUUGCCGGAGCUGGCCGAAGAAUUGCAAGAUCUUGUCAAGCUGGGACGCGCGGUGCUUGGAUACAUCGUGCAUCGACUUCUCAACUUCCUUCAUGUUCAUCCCGUGGACCGAUCUCAAACCUUGCUGCAGAAAUUCAAGAACGUGACGAUCGUUCUCGGGAUAGGAAACCCCGCGGUUUGCGAGUCGAUUCGAGCGCUGCUCGAUCGAUCUGCUAUUCGGACUGUGAGAAUGGAAGACGCGAUUAAUUAUUGUCUGGAACGGUACAAGCAGGAGAUGUCCGAUGUGGAGUACAUCGAUUCGAAUAUAAUCGCUGCGACGACGGACGUCAUUAGGAAGCUGGAGAGCGAAAAAGGGCAAAUCUCGUGCGCCAGGAUGGAUAGACUCGGUAAAGAUUCGAAAUGGGCAACUUCCUCGCCGGAAACGACAACGAGGAAAGGCGUGACUGGCGAGAGAAAGUUAUUCGUUUCGGCAAAAUCAGAGACGGAGGAAGAAUCGAACACUCGCGAUAAGCAAACGCAAACUCCGAGGAACAUACCGUACGACGAUUUAGAUCCCGUAUUGACCGAUGCCGCGUACAUUGGUAAGUGGGCCUAUGAAUUUCUAACGUUGGGCGAACCGAUCACGGACGAUCUCGCGACCAAGAUCUUGAUCGAGUACUUGAAGAGCUUGGUGAACGCGAAAGGUUGGGUUCUGCUCGAUUAUCCCAACACUUACGAGCAAAUGUCGCGACUGGAGACGGCGAUGACGGGCUCGGCUCCACCUCCCGACCCAAAGUUGCUCGAUUUCGACGACGUUACCAUAGAGGACAUCGAGACCGUGACUCCGAGAAUCGUCUUCGAAGACAAGUCCGACCCAUACUCGUUAAACAGACAGGCAAAGCUGGUACACGAUCCGGGCGCGGAGCUACAAGCCGAACCCGCGAGUCGUACAUUCGCCACGCUCUUCGUUCGAGUGAAGCAACAACCAAAAUACUUCGAAAUAGGAGUUCGAACUUACGAAACGUUGAACGAGGACUCGCCAUCGAUCGACAAAUUCUACGCGUCCCGCAAGAUCGCUCGCAUUCUCUACUAUUCCACCUUCGAUUUGGCCACGUUGAAGAAAUUGGCCAGACUUAUGAUAGGCGACCCGUUGCAGAGGAAACCUUCCGAGGAAUUAUUCGGCGAUGCGUUGAAUAUGUUCGAGCGUGAGACGAAACGUGGCGCGACCUUGAAGGAGGCCGUCGUUCGACAGCUGGUAACCGAGGAAGAGUACGCGCAACUCGAGUCCGACGUGGACGACGACGCCAUGGAAGAGGAGGCGAAGCAAGAUCUCGUAUCCGACGAUUUCCAGAUGGAGUUCGAACCGCGACCAGCCAGACCUGGUGAACCCAAUUGGCAAUGGGUCGACUUUCCUUUGCCUUUCGCGUUGCUAGAAAAUUUGGCAAGCCUGUGGGAGAGCUUGGAAGAGAUCUACGUGGAGGAAAUAAAGGAAUUGCUCCUCCUCAAGAGCAUCCACGCGUCGAGUAUCGUUCCAUAUGCAGAUUUCAUAACGAGAAACGCGUUGGAGUUUGUUAAACGACCUGAUAACAAACAGGAUCUGCUGCACCGAUUUCAUCAGGCGUUCAACGCGAUCGACGAGGACGCACGGAACGACGCGGACGUCAAGUGCGAGCUGCAUCGUCGCGUGGCAGAUUUCCAAACGGAACUUUGGGAAAUUUGCGAUCGGAGAAGACGCGAAGCUGAGGAGGAACGGAGGCGAUUCGUCAACGACCAGUGGGCUGUUUACGAGGCGGUAGUUCUGUUUAACACGUACAUCGGCAUCGUUCAAGCGGAGAUCGAUCGAUGCGUCGACACGAUACGUUUGUUGCAAGAUUACUAUUUCGGAAUGAUGAAACAACCGCUGCGAGAAAUCGGCGUUUCGAAGGUUGUUCUGAAUAAAAUCGAAAUCGAGACGAACGACAGGGAAAACGACGUGGACGAUGGCAACGAACAGCGGGAUUUCCAAGAGCAGCCACCGUUCGAACCUUCGAAUUUUGUCGAAAAAUCGCCUGAUCGAAAGGCAAGAGGAAGACUGAAAACCAAAGACAGACGGUCGACGAUAACAUACGCCGCUGCUCCACCUGCCCUCGAUCGCGAAUCUCUUCGAAUGGAGAUCAACGACGCGUUUGUCGACAGACAGAAAACUAUCGACAACAUGGAGAACAACAGUUUGUUUACGAGAAUCGUAGAAAACGUUCGAUAUGUGAAAAGUAUCGUGGAAACGUUGUUCGCGGCUAGCAACGAAGCGAUUAGAAGAGAACAGAUGGCAAUUUCCAAGAACAAAGACUUUUCGACCGAUUCGUCCGAUUCGAUCAUUGGGAAAAUGGCGUCGAGGGGUCAAGAUCUAAUUUUGGAAUGGCGCUACGCCAUUACCUACGAGAUAGAAAGAGUUCGUGAGAAACUGGACUCGAUAGUGAACGUGGCUCGACUGGAUGUCGCUUUCUUGUUGAGGACGUUGCAAAGGACCUUCCACGGCAUUUACGAUGCCAUCGUAGACAGAUAUUGGCGGGAGAUGAAGAGCGUGAACGACAUGGCGAAUGUGUUCUGUUUCGCGAUCGAGGAGAGUAGAGUGCUGGAGACAGAGCUGCUACUAGAGGGUGACCGGUUCGUCGUCCGAUCGAACGUGUACAUGAUGGAAGUAGAACCGGAGAAGCCGAAGCGCGUGGAAGAGAUCGCGUCGUCCUCCCGAUUCCGAAUAGCCAGCCUCGCGCGCUUGAUGGAGAUAUUUAAACGAGUCGCGCCAAGUGGAAUGAUAUGCGAACGCAGCCUAGUUUAUAUCUUUCAAGAUUUAGCGAGCCACGGCCAGGAAGAGGGAGAGCCAAUGUUGCUGCCAUGCUCUUGGUACCAACUUCGACUGGGCGAAAUCUCGAAAUUGCUUGCUAGAUUUUCCGGUUCCGUCGAAUACGUCGAUUGGCGAGAAUUUCUCGUUUGCGCGAUGGACCUUCCCAUUCCGAACUGUCAAGAAACGUUAAUAGCCAGGGAUCGCUUCAGGAUUCAGGAUCCCGAGUUGAGAGAAGUGGUGACUGUAGCUCAGUACGGUCGAACGUCGCUGUGGUUUCUCGAAUGCUCGGACGGUUCUGCCAAUGUACAGCAGCUUCCUUUCGACGAGUUUCGAAAAGGUUCAGAGGACCUGGACGAGGAGGAACUGUACCAAUUGGACACUGACGCGACUUUCUCCAUGCGAUCGAGCCGACCUGCCUCGCAAGUCGACGUGUCGUUGCUGCAUUGCUUGAGUCCCGAAGAAACGCUCAGGCGAAUGUCGGCCAAAAAACUGCUGUGUCGGAUGUACAUGACGGAUCGAUACUCGGUUAACUAUACCGCGCUGCUGUUGGCUUUCUGCAAGGACGAAACUCCGCGAGACGGAUUUGCAAAAGCGCUGGCCUUGGCUCUAGGCAACCGUGUCUGCACCGAUAUGCACGAGGGCGAAAGAUACGUCGAGGAACUUCUAGAGCGGAAGCGACUGGCUCGAGAGGCUCGACAACCGUCUUCUGACGGACCUCUCGAGGUUGCGAAGACGAUCCUGGAGUGCCUGAUGUAUCAGGUCCAAAGAAGAAUCGAUCGAGAUUCGGACCAGGAACUGGAGGAAACGAGCGCGUUGAAACUUUUUGGUGAACCGAUCCUACCUGAGAGUGUGGAAACGCUCGAAUCGUUCGCUGUCGGUGAACACACGUCAGCUGAGAGCAUGCAGAAAUGUUUCGUAGUGGACCACGAAGUGGUCAUUUAUUGGCUUACUCUUGAUAUUUGCCUUACUGUACUGGCCGCGGCAUUGUCAUGGAAUGUAUUACACUCGGAACUUAUCGGCAAGUGCAAGAGUUUCCCUGAAAAGUUAGCUUCAAUAUACGAAGAAUUGAGAGACGUGGAUCUGAACGACGAGAAGGACAUCGUGUUGGCGCAUCGACUUUUAAAUCACGAUUUUAUGAUACAAUUUUUAAGCACAGCCGCCAAAUUUACGGUCAAGAACAUGGAGAACAUGGUUCAGGAAAUCUUGCGGGAAAGGCAAGAUACGUGAAGUCUUGUGGUUAGAUCUCUGCAAAAAAAAAUCCACUUUCUGGAACGUUUGAAAUGCAUAAUAAUUACAAAACAAAAUAAUGGCAAAACGAGAUAAAACGUUAAAGACAAUUAUUGAAGAAAGACCCGAGAGAUUUACGAGGAGAAGCUUUAACAGGAUUUAUUAUUUCGAUACAUCACGAGCGUAACUUGUGAAAAAUUCUAAUCUUCCAAAUAAACUGCAAACACAUCGUGUAUUACGUACACGAAGAUACGAGUUACAUUUUCCUACGCCUUAUUUAUUUCGUCGUUUCUAUUUCGAUUUAACCACGUCCUCGUAUCCGUGUUCAUUCGCGAAUAUGCACC
Messenger RNA from Bombus huntii, 5525 nucleotides. RefSeq names its product sperm flagellar protein 2-like. The transcript is spliced from 7 exons. Lineage: Eukaryota; Metazoa; Arthropoda; Insecta; Hymenoptera; Apidae. The record is from RefSeq and is a predicted model, not a curated record. The coding region runs from base 400 to 5181 and encodes 1593 amino acids.